Molecule: messenger RNA, 297 nt
Organism: Colletotrichum destructivum
Lineage: Eukaryota; Fungi; Ascomycota; Sordariomycetes; Glomerellales; Glomerellaceae
Exons: 1
Coding region: 1-297 (98 amino acids)
Source: RefSeq, a predicted model, not a curated record
AUGGAGACCAUUGCUGGAUAUGGAUACAACGAGGGCAAGGACGAAUCCAGCAGGACGAAUGAAUUGAGCUUCAACAAGGGACGAGGCAAAGCGAACGUUGUCAGGUUGUCGAAUGCUACGCGUGGUGUUUUGCACAAGGUGGAAAAGCCGCCAGACCGCCACCACGGAAUGCGAACUAGCAGCUGGGAGCCGAAAAAGGGACGAGACGCGAUGGCGGAAAGAAGACGACGACGACGAUGCCAUGAGCAUGAGGGAGGAGGCAGUCUGAGGAACAGAGGAGAAACCAGGAGGCGCUAG